Molecule: messenger RNA, 1862 nt
Organism: Ipomoea triloba (trilobed morning glory)
Lineage: Eukaryota; Viridiplantae; Streptophyta; Magnoliopsida; Solanales; Convolvulaceae
Exons: 14
Coding region: 160-1674 (504 amino acids)
Source: RefSeq, a predicted model, not a curated record
UUUGUUGCUCCACAAUUUUCCUCUUCACAACCGUCUUCUUCGAUUCACCUCCCUCCGGCCAGCUGUCCAGUCUCCGGUGCGGCAUUUCCUUGUCCACGCGGCUUUAUUAUAUCCAGUGGCUCGGCAUUGGAAUGCUGCUAGUGCUGGCCACGGCGAACAAUGAUGUUUCUCAACGAAAACGAAGACUCUGAUCAAAGUAUUUCUGAAGAUGAAGAUGUAGACUAUAAAUGGUCAAGGAACAUUGUUUCCUUAGGCAGUGCUUCUGAGGACAAGGGAAAUAUACAGAUUCUUUCGCAUCUUGAGACGCUGAAAGAUGUUCACAACCUUGAUUGCGCAACGAAGGUUACCAUUGAAUGUCAACAGAGGCAAAAAAAUAUAUGUAUUGAAGAUGAUGUUGAGCAUCCUGUUUUCAACAAUGAGGAUCAUUUUGGUAUGGCUUCUGGUUGCAAUUCAGAUGAGAAAAUUGGCAUCUUUCCUGUGUUGGAACAAAUUUGCAGUUCUGAAGAGGAAAUUAUUUCUGAAGAUGAGAAGAUUCUUGCUGGAAGUGUAAAAUGCAAGAGGGAGGGCUCACCAUCAAGAGCUGGUGGACAUACUGAGGCAGCACUCUAUUUAAAUGAAAAUUCUGGCUCUUCAUCUGUGUGUGGUAUCUCACCAAAACUAAUGAAUCCAUCUAAUGGAAACCAGGGGAAAACCAAGCACAAAUUUUUAUUUCGUUUCAACAGAAAGAAGGAAGGCAUUCCUUUUGUUGCCCAUGAUACCAAUAAAAGUAACACGUCAUUAUCUCUGCUUCCACAAAGUGUAGAAUUAGACACAGCUCCAUGUAUGUUUGGGAAAAAGUUGACAGAGGACUUGUUGGAUAAUAUGCAACAAAAUGAAAUAGAACUGAUAGAGAAUGAUGCAGUGCCAUCUGAAAUAGCAGUUGAACACAAAUCCAGUGAGCGUUCAAUGGCUGAGCUUCUGGAUUGUUUUCAGGAGAAGAGGGGUUUGCAGUUUGAGAAUUCUAUAAAUCAUAGUAAUAUAAAAGGAAGAAGGGUAAAGAAUUUUCCAAAGAGAAAUAUAUCAACACUGGGUGAUAGGAAUGUAAUUGAUGAUGACAUACCCGAAGCACUGGAUAGUGAACCGCCAAUGGAUGCUGAGGAAAUUCCUCAAGUUUUGAAAUCUGUUGCCCCUGAGAGAACCAUUGCUGACCAAUUUCAUGAAGCUCUAGGAAGUGCGUCUAUGAAUGAUAGAAGACCAUAUAUUUCAGUAUCUGGGCAACAUUGUGGUGGGUUAUUUGCAAACUUGCAAAGGGUGAUGCUGAGUGAGAAGGAAAGAGAUAUUAAUUUCUUGAACCACUUGCAAAUGGAUACUGAUUCGAAUGGUGAGAAAGUCUGUAUUGAUGUGAGGAUUUUGUCAAGCUCUUUAGAGGCAAAGCUGACUAUUUGUCAUUGCACUUUCAAAGAAGACGAUGAGAGCUCCGACUUGCUAAAUCAUCCCAAUUUGAAAAGGACUAAAGGAGGAAGUGUUUUAACUGUUAUUUUUAGUUCAAGAGUAUGUAACGAUGUUGAGCUUGAUAAAGGGAACCUCAUCCGCAUUUACCCUCCUUGGAAGGAGGUACAUGCUAAAGAAAACGAUGAGGUCAUCAUUUUAUCUAGAUAUUUUUCAAGAAUCAGCUCUGAUCAUAUUAUGUUUUAGUAUGAUAAAAGAGUUAAAGAACUUUAAGGUGAUAUCGAAGUUUUGAACUUUAAUUUUUAACUGUGGAAUAUAAAUUUUCCUAGAAUGUACAUUGUGGACUUGUGCUUGCACCCAUUGGAUGUGCCUUGUGCAUUGGUUCGUAAUAUGCGUACAAUAUAAAUCUAUGAAUUGUGAGUUUGGGAUGCGUA